UGCAACCUUAGAAAAUCUACAACUCAAAAUAUUUCUGAAAAUAUCAGCAAGGUCUCACAUUUUGCAGCAUUAUUCAAAAUGCAGAGUUUGUUUAAUCGACAUAAGAGGAAGCAUGAUGAAGGUGCAGGAUACGAGGAGCAUAGCAAGAAACACAAAAGGCACAGUGACAGCCAUCAUAUAGAGGAAUCGCGGAUCUCAAAAUCUAUUGAAAGAACCAGAAUCGACCCUAGGCCUAGUAUGGGUAGCUCUGUAGCUCCAGCCCAAUCGACGAAAGUCGCAAAUCUCAUCAAAGCACUGGAUGAAAUUCUGGAAGGAGAAGGCAUGGACGAAACUCUUGGCUUGGUCGGAGAGGAGGCUGUAAAUCGCUGCUUGGAUCUACGAACUUCUCUCAAUUCGGCCAAGUCGAAGCUCAACGAAGCAGGUGUUAAACCAUCAUCCAUCGAUCGAGAACAACGGUCACAUGACUUCUUCAAUGUACCCAACACCUUCUCGCCCUACUCUCUCACACCCUGGAAGUCUUCAACCAUACCAACGAUUCUGCCUCCUCUACCCAAAGUCCUCGAUCCUACCCUCGAAAAGUCCGCAUUCGUCCACGUUGCCUGUGGUUCUGGCAAUGUGACGGAUCUGAGCUAUGAACGUCUCGAAUGGAUUGGUGACGCAUAUAUCGAACUCAUUUCCACGCUUCUCAUCUCACAAACAUUUCCAUACCUCCUGCCUGGAAAGUCCAGUCAGAUUCGCGAAAAUCUCGUCAAGAACGUCACCCUGGCCGACUUCUCUCGAAAAUAUGGCUUCGACAAACGUCUCCAAAUCCCUCAAGCAAAUUUCGACAUAAAGGAGUCUGACAAGAUCAAGAUAUUAGGUGAUGUCUUUGAAGCCUACGUCGCAGCAGUCAUUCUCUCUGAUCCAGCCGAGGGUGUGUCUCGGGUCUCACAGUGGCUGAAGGAUAUCUGGGGCAUGACCUUGGCCAAGGAAAUCAUCAACGAGGAGAGAAGAGAAGUGAAGCUCGACAGUCCACUCUGGAGGCUUCGGGGGUCUGCACAGCCCGUGCAAGAUAUUAUCUCCAAGACCGAAAAGGCUCCCUUGAACCCGAAAGACGCCCUGCAACAAAUGAUCGGUUCGAAGGGUGUGAGAUUCAACUACAACGACUUGGCACCUCCAAAGAAGGAUCCAAAUACCAAGCUUCCAGUGUUUACGGUCGGUGUGUUCCUCGAUGGAUAUGGAGAGAAGGACAAGAUGUUGGGUGCGGGCAAAGGGCCUGGCAAGAAGGAGGCUGGGUUCAAAGCUGCUGAGAUGGCGAUGGCGAACAAGAAGGCGAUGAAGUUUUAUGGUGAGAAGAAAAAGUUGGUGCAGGCUCAAUUACAGCUUGAACAGGAGGCUUUGGAGGCUCAACAGAAGUCUUGAAUACUGACGGUCAGCUAUCUUACUUGCUUUUGCGCAAUGCUGAGCUAUCUUGACCUAUGUUGAUUAUUUGUUGUACUUGAUACCCAUUAGCAAAUGAAAUUGAACUUCUGCUAUUCUUCAGCUUCACAAGUAGCCUGCCUCUCAGAAUCUCAGCAUUCUCAGUAAAAACCGCUGUAAACUAUUGUUCAUCAUGUUUAGCAACAAUCCUUCCGGUCCGUAAUUCUGUCUGACUCGAAGUGGAGCAGCCCAAAUCCUGGCAGGUCGAUAUCAACCAGCCUCGGAGAACCUCGGUAUUAUAACCUCGAGUGGCACAGAAUAAUUAUAUCACAAUCGCCAUAUACUUUCGAGUUCCGUACUCGAAGCCUAACUUCGAUUCAGUCAUCCGACCCAAUGAAUGGCAGAACAUCUACCUGGAAUAACCGAGCCCUGAAUCGAGAUACAUGAACGGUUGAUCCCAAUCAACAUUCAGAAUUACUUUCACAUACCAUCUAAUGAGUAAUGAACAGAAGUCUCCCACAAACCCCAAUAACAAUGCCUCUCGAUAAGCUCAAGUCCAAAGUCCAAAUUUUUUCAUAAGUAGUUUC
This is a messenger RNA of Cadophora gregata, 1985 nucleotides long. RefSeq lists its product as uncharacterized. Gene Ontology annotation, biological process: rRNA processing; regulation of gene expression; primary miRNA processing. Lineage: Eukaryota; Fungi; Ascomycota; Leotiomycetes; Helotiales; Ploettnerulaceae. The transcript is spliced from 2 exons. Gene Ontology annotation, molecular function: ribonuclease III activity; double-stranded RNA binding. Gene Ontology annotation, cellular component: nucleus. Bases 79 to 1401 code for a protein of 440 amino acids. The record is from RefSeq and is a predicted model, not a curated record.